This is a messenger RNA of Alternaria alternata, 2417 nucleotides long. RefSeq lists its product as hypothetical. The transcript has 3 exons. Lineage: Eukaryota; Fungi; Ascomycota; Dothideomycetes; Pleosporales; Pleosporaceae. The coding region runs from base 152 to 2023 and encodes 623 amino acids. The record is from RefSeq and is a predicted model, not a curated record.
CUUAUUCAUCGCCUCGCUAUCCUCAGAGACCCCAAUCUGCCUCUUUCUUGACAAUCACCGCCCAUCACCACCCUUGCUUCUUACACCGCUACCAACCGCUACCACUAUUUUUUUUUCUCCUGCCGCGCCAUCCCACUACCCCUCAGACGUCAUGGCCUCGACUCUUUCGAAUAGCAGUAGCAGUAGUAGUAGUAAUACCUACGUCGACUUCCUCGAACAGGCCAAGCGCAACUUCUGCCUGAGCAACGCACAUCUCUCGCACGAGGAGCUGAACCGCGCCUGGUUCCAGGCCGCCUGCCAAACCUCACAACCUUCCAUGGCCCACGAGGUACCACGCUCAAUGGCCUUCAACGCGUCAGACAUGACUCAGCUCCCAACUACCGGCUUCGAGUCCAUGGACCGUACCCGCUCGGCUCCUGUCAUGAACCGCUCAGACUCGGCCAUGGCCAGCGGUCUCCAGCGCUCAAACACUACGUACUCUGACUGGCAGUCAAUGCCCCAAGAGCAAAAUACCGACUACACGCUCUACUCUGACUCUUCAAUGCGAAGACAGCCGACUCUCCAGUCGGUGUCAGAGACUGCUUACAAUAGCAUCGCUGAGUACAGCGUUGGCGACUACGUCAACAGCUGCAUCCAGCCAGACAACUCAUCCCUCCCCACCCCCCAGCAUUCACAACAGUUGCAACUGACACCAAACCUGCAGUGGAGUUCGUCUUCGGAUGUCUCUUCACCCAGCACGCCGUCAACAGCUCUGAUGACUCCUGUUACUCAAUCUAGUAACAUGAGUCGUCAGGGUAGUUACAACCCUUUGUUUUUUGAUAACAUUUCCAUGUCGCGCAACCAGUCAAAUUCUUCAUGUAUGCCCAUCCUCCCAGAGGAUGGGUCUUUUCCUUUUUCCUUUAACGUCGCAUCAAAGCCCAUCAGCGAGUCCGCUGAUGGUUCUCAUUUUCUCAACUUCACUGGCUCCUCCAGUGAAGCUUUCCUUUCUUCAUCUAUUCCUGCAAGUGCUACACUUGCCUCUUCCGACAACGAUCAGUCGUGCCUGGCGGAGGAUAUGCGGAGGUCGACUUCAGCUUCAUCAAGCGAGGGUUAUUCGAGCGAGAUCUCUGCAUCUUCAUUGAAUAGCUCUCGUCAAUCGCAACGCGAACGCGAGAUCGUUGCGCAAGCUGCGUCUCGCAAGAUUGCUCCGAAGGCGAUCGACAACAAUGAUAAGACCGAGUCUGCGUCAUCCAAUGCUCAGAUGACAAGGAUAAGGUCUGAGGAUGGUUCCUCUAAGACUGUCGGUGUUCUGUCAAAGACACCGUACGUGCGCCCUCAACAUCCAAAGAUCAAGUGUAAUUUCUGCAACGAGCGACCCGAUGGGUUCCGUGGCACUCAUGAGCUUGACCGUCACAUUGCUCGUGCCCAUGCCUCGCGCAGGAAGGGCUACAUCUGCGUCGACUCUUCAGCCGACAAGAAGUUCCUUGCCAACUGUAAGCACUGCCGUAACAAGAAGGUGUACGGCGCGUACUACAACGCUGCCGCUCACCUUCGACGUGCGCACUUCCAUCCCCGCAAGAGGGGCAGGAAGGGCAAGAACGACGAGAAGCGUGGUGGCAUUGGUGGCGGAGACCACCCUCCUAUGGAGUAUCUCAAGCAAAACUGGAUCAAAGAGGUGGAAGUCGACAACAAGCCCACCCCGCAAUCGCCAGAGAGCCAAUCCGACAAUGAUGCGGCCGAGCAGAUCGACAACUCCUUCGACGCUCCCUCUUAUGAGAUUGACAACACUGCUGUCCCCGCCGCGGCUGCCGCCUACCCCGCGUCACAGCAACCUCUGCCUAUGCAGGUCCCCAUGCCCAUGCCAGUACAGAUGAUCAACCAAGUCCCUGUAGACUCAACCCAGUUUAACAUGGACUAUGGUAUGAGUAUGCAUGCGAGUGAGCCUAUGGUCUUCGACAACACUGCCUUCUUCGACCCCAAUCUCCCUGUCUCGACCGACAUGAGUAACUUCCAGUUCGACGCGUACAUGGGUCCUCCCAUGUAGGCACUUCUUCUUCUGCCUCCUUCUCAUCCUCUUUCUCCUUGGCUCCUUGAGCCGCUGAUGUAUAUAACGUUGGGCUUGGGCUUUGCUUUUUGUCUUUGGAGUUUGAUGCCUGAGACCACCAGCUCGUCUUCCUAUGGAGCGGCUGUGGUAGGUCCGCAUCGUGGCGUUUUCGUACAUUUUUCUCACGCUCGCGUCGUAUAUGAUCGAGGUCGCUUGCAGCGUUGCUUUAUUUAGCUGAUAGAGAAAGAGGGAGCACUCCGCGAAGCCGUGCUGCUAGGGAGAUAGACGUUUGCAUCAUGCAUCGAUGUCGUUAUCAUACCAUUAAUGCCUGUGUGUGGCUUCUGCUACCGGGCUUCGAAGAAAGUAAAAUAUAGAAUAACUAAAAUCUACACGC